Molecule: messenger RNA, 1017 nt
Organism: Aureobasidium musti
Lineage: Eukaryota; Fungi; Ascomycota; Dothideomycetes; Dothideales; Saccotheciaceae
Source: the annotation of a GenBank genome assembly
GGCGACGAUGCGCCUAGACCAGACAACCUCUCCCUGGACGAGUUUAUUGAAAUCAUCACACAGGAGGAUGCAGAGCACCCCUAUCCAUCAUCAGAAAUCAAGAACGUCCUGAUAUAUUGGGAUCGUGGCACCCUUGAACGUGGAGAUGAGGCGAAGCUCCAGGAGAUGAAGUUUGACUGGUUCGCUUCCCCAAGGGCCGCAACGGCAAAGAGAAGCACAGCUGCCGAGAUGAUGGGCGUUGAGAUGACGACUCAAGAUGAUCUCGACAAGAUGACCGACACGGAGCGCGAGUAUAAAAUCGGCUCUAUGAGGCACAACGGGGCAGGUGACAGCGAUCUGACCGUUCGCGUUACCGCAGAGCUUAUCAAGAGGCGUAUCGCGGAGCUAGAGGCUCAAGACGGGCGCCUCAGGCAGAUCAGCCACAGGUACUCGNAAGGAGGUGGCCGCAUUGGUCAGGGAACUACGGAGAUAGGGCUGACAAAACUCUGGGCCUCCGACAUCCAAGAACUUGGCCAAGCAUACUGGUCUGCUAUCAGCAACCGCCACGCAAUUAUUCUGGAGAACUUCGACGAUCACAUUCCUCGAGAAGCUCAGAACGGCAAGAUUUCGAUUGACGACAGGUGCCAAGAAACAUAUCCACGCUGGAACUUUCGUGGUGGUCCCAACACCACGGAAAAGUGCAAGUAUAUCUUCCAGGAAACACGUGCUUCAACUCCCAAAGUGUUCAACAUCUCUAUCGACUCGGAGAUUAUCAGUCACCAUAACAUGGCAUGGUGGAUCCUGCAUCAGGUUCCUAGAGCCAGUAGCCGCAUUCGAGACACAUCAACCACCCAGGUCACACACAUCGAGCUCCCACCUCUCAUCUCCAAUCCCAGAUACCCGACUGUUGUGAUUGUCGACAGCGAGAACGAGCACACCGCCGCUCGCCUUUCUCAGCUCCAGGUCCGCUCCACUUACCUAAGGCAUCACCGUCCCAGAAAGCCGCGCACUCAUGUCGAGGAGGACUGGUGCAUGUGA